AGACUUUGAGAGGGACCCAGUCGGUUUGGGCUUCAGCAGGAGUGUUCGUUAUUGAUUUGGUGUGGGAUUUAAGUGUGUUUUUAUUUUUAAAAAAAAACAUUAAAAAGCGGGGCUUUCUGUCAGCAUGUUCAGCUGGCUGGGGACGCACGACCGCGGCAAAAAGGACCCGGAGGUCUUUCAGACGGUGACGGACGGCCUGAAGAAGCUGUACAAAACCAAGCUGCUUCCCCUGGAGGAACAUUACCGCUUCCACGAGUUCCACUCGCCCUCCCUGGACAAUGCGGACUUCGACAACAAGCCCAUGCUGCUGCUGGUCGGUCAGUACUCCACCGGCAAGACCACCUUCAUCAGGUACCUUCUUGAACAAGAUUUCCCAGGAAUGAGGAUUGGACCUGAGCCAACUACUGAUUGCUUCAUUGCUGUAAUGAAUGGGGAUGUAGAAGGAGUGGUUCCUGGAAAUGCUCUGGUGGUGGAUCCAAAAAAGCCAUUCCGGAAACUUAAUGCUUUUGGCAAUGCCUUUUUGAACAGAUUUAUGUGUGCCCAGUUGCCAAACCCAGUGCUUGAAAGCAUUAGCAUCAUUGACACUCCUGGCAUCCUAUCUGGAGAGAAGCAGCGUAUCAGCCGAGAACAAGAGGAAGGGUACAGCUCGCGCAGUCGAUGCCCACAUGGAGGUACUUCAAAUAAAGCAGCACACUUUUUUCUCUUUUUAAAUUGCUGUCACUUAAAUGCUUACACCACAGCUUUACAAAAGCAGCUAAGCUCUGGCUUGCAAAUUACCUGCUUCACUUUUUAUGAAAAAAUAUCCACUUCCCCGAUUGGAGUAUGAGGAAGGCUUCAGGACUCAGCUUCCAGUGAUCUCUCCUGUCGUUCCAUGUUUGUUUGUUUUCCCAUACCUUUGCACACCUUCUGGUUUAUUGUGUUUUUUAAUUAUUGUAAACUAGAAGAAAAGUUUGUUUGUUUUUGUUUGAAGAAAUAUAGGACAUAUUAUUGUUCAGCUUUUUUUUGUUCUGACCUGCUGUCUGUGUUGAACAAGGUUUGGGAUUUGGUGGACAAUUCCAAGUGGGUCAUGAUAUAUCAGUCUCCAUUAUACUAGGUUGACAUAAAUAGUCCCUUCAUAAUGUAGACCCUCUGAUCAAUAUCACAGCCAGAUCUAUUUGCAUCAUUUCAGAUGCUUUCUACCACCAAUUACCAUUAUCCAAGUUUCAAAUUGUAGAAGCUUCCUUAUUUUCAAACCAGCAUCCAAACUGAUGCAUGACAUAAAAAAACCUGCAAGAUUCUGAUUUCUAUUCAUAUCUUUUUCAAGGCUGUCUUUGCAUCGUGCAACAGUAGUCUAUGCUGAUGCUCUGUUACUGUCCCUGUAAUUGUCUCUGCAGGAGGAGCUGGGUAUAGACUGAUUUACAAGAGGUAAGAGGUUGUAGAUUCUCUCCUUUCUGUCCAGAAUGGCCUGAAUGACUCUCAUUGCUUUUAUAAUCUUGUUGGCUUGUGUAUUACAAAAGCACAAAUGAAAGCUGAAAUCAAAUUUCACUUUACUUGGGGAAUUUAAUACUCUGGGCUAGGAAUUUUGCUGUCCCAAAUGUAAAUCCCACUAGGAACGAACUGUAAAAUUGAAUUCAAUAAAUGAGCGCUUAAAAAAAAAAAAAAAAAAAAAAAUUGGCAGG
Messenger RNA from Rhincodon typus (whale shark), 1658 nucleotides. RefSeq names its product EH domain-containing protein 3-like. The transcript is spliced from 4 exons. Gene Ontology annotation, cellular component: early endosome; cytoplasm; plasma membrane. Lineage: Eukaryota; Metazoa; Chordata; Chondrichthyes; Orectolobiformes; Rhincodontidae. Gene Ontology annotation, molecular function: cadherin binding; GTP binding. The record is from RefSeq and is a predicted model, not a curated record. The coding region runs from base 125 to 826 and encodes 233 amino acids. Gene Ontology annotation, biological process: endocytosis; protein localization to plasma membrane; endocytic recycling.